AUGCUUUGUGUGGUAUCGGAGGCCGGUGAGAACCUCUGGGCAAUCCAGAGAUUCAAGAGAGCGACUACAUCGUCAAACCCCAAACCCAUCAUCAAGCUAUACUGGAGCAACAAACAAUUCGCUAGCUUGCCUCCUGACGGUGCUAAAGUCUCUGAUGAACAAGUUUACCUCAUCGUCAAGUUGACCUCCCAUGCUGAGUGCUACAAGCGGUGGCCUGAAGUAUUCAAGAAAGCCGAAGACAUCAAAGACGCGCGUCAACCUCACGACCCGGCACCACUUGCUCUAGCGUUUGGCUUGCCCUUCUACUUCGUGUAUAAGGACUACUACGUUUCCUGUGGUAAAAACCACCAGAAACCACUGGAGUCCACCAGAUUAGGCCAAAGGCAGCAGAAAUACUCAAAGGGGCACACGACUUCACUAUUGAUCCCAUCCUCGCCACCACUAAUGAGAGAAGUUGAAAGGAACGUACUAUGGUCAUAA
This is a messenger RNA of Penicillium malachiteum, 480 nucleotides long. RefSeq lists its product as uncharacterized. NCBI's taxonomy places the organism in Eukaryota, Fungi, Ascomycota, Eurotiomycetes, Eurotiales, Aspergillaceae. The transcript has a single exon. The record is from RefSeq and is a predicted model, not a curated record. Bases 1 to 480 code for a protein of 159 amino acids.